Messenger RNA from Corticium candelabrum, 744 nucleotides. RefSeq names its product WASH complex subunit 3-like. The record is from RefSeq and is a predicted model, not a curated record. Gene Ontology annotation, cellular component: WASH complex. Bases 10 to 669 code for a protein of 219 amino acids. NCBI's taxonomy places the organism in Eukaryota, Metazoa, Porifera, Homoscleromorpha, Homosclerophorida, Plakinidae. Gene Ontology annotation, biological process: exocytosis; actin filament polymerization. The transcript has 8 exons.
GGCGUGACCAUGGAUCGAGAUGCCGAGGCUCUUCUGUCAGUCGGAACCGGCGUUGACUACACAAAGGUUGAGCCUAUUAAUCAUCGCGAACUGCUUGCGUUCGUCAAUCAUUUUGUGACGCACACCGUUCACUUUCUCAACAAAUUCUCGUGCGUGUGUGAAGAGAAACUGUACGAGGUGUCGACCAGAAUUCAACAACUGGAAGUGACGAUGAGCUUGCUGGAAGGGAAAUUGGGAUCUGUUUCGGGGCUUGAAUCGGUGACGGCCAGUGAAUAUCGGCCACCAGAAUCAGUUGCCAAGGCCGGAGGAGAAGUAGCAAGUUCGUCAUCGGCUCCGUCGGCUUCUCCUCCUUCUGCUGCUGCUUCAGCUGUUAGAGAUAUUGAAGCAACUCCAGCUGUGGAUACUGCUGAGGUGCUCGUUGCAGCUCCAGUAGUCACGAAAACAGUGUCUCAAGACCCAAGGUACAAGAAAUACUUUGACUUAAACCGUAAGGGAGUGCCGAUAGCUGCAUUGAGACCAAAGAUGCUGUCUGAAGGGCUUAAUCCUGACUUAUUAGAAACACCAGACGCACCUGCUCCAGAGGGAGACCAGGAUGAAGACGAUAUUUUUUCUGGACAGAGUUCUGAUUCAGAGGAUGAGGAGGAAGAAGACUCAGACUUUGAUGAUUAAUUAAUUACAUUUAUGUAAACUUCCAAGCAAUUUAUUGAUACAAACUCUACUCAAAUAAUUUGCUUUUGACUACGC